GAGGCCGGCAGCAUUAAUUUGCGCGCACCGCCUCGCGCAUAGGCCCAUGCGGUCGCCAUGCAUGCAUCAUCAUCAGCAGGUGGCGGCCGGGCGCAUUCGUGAUUUACGAUCGACGCCCAAGCACAUGCUGCACUCACUUGACUCACUCGUCGCUGUGCUCGCGAAGGUGCUUCUAUCGCGCUUGCAUGGACGUCGGCUUGCGAGGCGAUGGAGAGAAGCGCAUGCAUGCACCAUCUCAGAUUCAAGAUCAUACUCUCCUUCCAACUCCCUUCCAAAUCAUUCAUCACUCACGCUCGCUUGACGCCUCAACCUCUUCACGCGUCGCUCGCUUGCGUAUGGUCCAGUGUUCCCGGUCCUGCACUUACACACCACUCACUUCGCACUCCACGCACACACACCGCCCAUCAUGGUCACUCUUACAACCUCGGACAACGAGCAAUUCACAGUGGAGAAGGAUGUUGCUGAGCGCUCAGCACUCAUCAAGAACAUGAUGGAGGAUAUUGAGGGCGAUGACAUGCCCAUUCCGCUAGUGAAUGUCUCCGCCAACGUGUUGAAGAAGGUUCUUGAAUACUGCUCCCACCACCGAGGCGACCCACCUCCAUCAGACGAUGCCAACGAAGAGUCUCGCAAGCGCACGACUGACAUUUCCGAGUGGGAUGCCAAGUUCAUUCAAGUCGACCAAGAGAUGCUGUUUGAGAUCAUUCUGGCAGCCAACUACCUCGAUAUCAAGCCCUUGUUGGAUGUGGGAUGCAAGACGGUAGCAAACAUGAUCAAGGGCAAGACUCCGGAGGAGAUUCGCAAAUUGUUCAACAUUCAGAACGACUUUACGCCGGAGGAGGAGGCGCAAAUUCGCAAGGAGAACGAGUGGGCAGAGGAGCGCUAGAAGAAGAGAGGCAUUCUUAUGAUGCGACGAGGCCAUCACAAGCUAGGCGUCGUCUAGAACACGAGAUUACCAGAAUUUCGUGAGGGCGAAAGGCCAGCGCCGUCUUUCCCGUCAGAUCCCCAGUGUACUCUAACCAGCACGAGACAGACUUCUUCCUUGGCUCUACUAACAAAUGAAUGCCACGCUCAGCUACAGGCUCGAGUCUCAUCA
Messenger RNA from Ceraceosorus guamensis, 1093 nucleotides. RefSeq names its product putative negative regulator sulfur controller-3. The coding region runs from base 407 to 883 and encodes 158 amino acids. Gene Ontology annotation, molecular function: cullin family protein binding. The transcript is spliced from 3 exons. The record is from RefSeq and is a predicted model, not a curated record. NCBI's taxonomy places the organism in Eukaryota, Fungi, Basidiomycota, Exobasidiomycetes, Ceraceosorales, Ceraceosoraceae. Gene Ontology annotation, biological process: mitotic cell cycle; SCF-dependent proteasomal ubiquitin-dependent protein catabolic process. Gene Ontology annotation, cellular component: nucleus; cytoplasm.